Messenger RNA from Saxophila tyrrhenica, 2163 nucleotides. RefSeq lists its product as uncharacterized. Gene Ontology annotation, biological process: regulation of DNA-templated transcription. Gene Ontology annotation, molecular function: DNA-binding transcription factor activity, RNA polymerase II-specific; zinc ion binding. Lineage: Eukaryota; Fungi; Ascomycota; Dothideomycetes; Mycosphaerellales; Extremaceae. The record is from RefSeq and is a predicted model, not a curated record. The coding region runs from base 1 to 2163 and encodes 720 amino acids. The transcript has a single exon.
AUGGACUCCACCACCGAACCCCCCGCCAACGAUGCCUCCGCCAAACGCAAGCGGAGUCCUUCCGCGUCGCAACCACCCACUGCACCGGCGGCAAAGGUGUCGAAAACCGCGAACCAGCUAAGCAUCAACUACCUCGCCCGGCAAUCGCAAGAAGACCUACCCUUGAUCAAGAAAGAAGAAUCACUACCCGACCUGCUACACCUGCUGUCUCAGUAUAGCAAUAUAUUGGACCGGCACGAGUCUCUGGCCUCCAACCUCGGCGCACGGCCACUGGGACCGAUCCUCAUCAAGCGUUUCGAGCGCUGCUUCGAUGCGCCGCCGAAAGUGGUGGCCUCGCACCACAAGGGAGCCGCGAGCAACCCCGAAGAAAGCCCACACCAGAUCACAUGGCUCGAGGUGAUUGAGUUUGCUCGCUCUCACCCAGCCCAGUUCACGCUCAGCACAUUCUCGGAAGGGAAGAGGGUCUGCCAGUUCUACUACCCGCAGAAGCAGCUUCGUGUCCAGGUCAGCGAGGAAGACUUCCUCUUCAUCAACAGCGGUCGAUGUCAAGAGCUGAUACCGCCGCUGCCGAUAUGGGAGGAUGAGGAGAAGGAGGUCGCGACGUGCGAUGUGCUCGAGACCAAGCUUAAAGAGCUCACCAAUGCUGCGGAUAUGGUCGCUGCUCGGACUAGACAGCUGAGCCACAGGCUGAAGGGCAGGAGAGCGGCGAUACUCGACCGUAGGGCGGAAGGGGGCAGUGGGACACCAGCUAAGGCUACGGCACAGCAGACCACCACUGCACCACUUUCUACCGGCACUCCUAGCUUCACAUCGGUCAACCUGAUCAACGGUAGCGCGCCUGCCGAAACGGUGGAGCCGGUAUUGAGCUCCUCUUCGAAUGUGCGUAGCGAGCUUCUUCGCCACUUCGAGAGCCUACCGCACAACCAGAACCAAGGACGAACGCAGCCGAGGAAUCAGUCAACAGCGGCUCCCACCGCAGCCCAACCUACCACGGAGCAGGAGAACGGCGCGGCAUCUAAUGCAUCCUCGCUGUCACCUGUGCCACCAAACGCUUUCGCCACCGACUUCAUGAGCUACUACACUACCGAUACCCCGUCGGCCUCGCGCCCGCCCGCCAGCACCGCGCCACAACGGCCUCCUUCGAGUUCUGGUCAGCAAGCCUAUGCGGCAGGGUCUGCGGGCAAACACAACUUCAGCCGGCCAUUGCCGCCAGCACUCGAGAGCAGCCAGCCAUUCAGGCCUCUCUGCCAGGCGCACAUGGACGCUCUCCCCCGCGGCACGCGCGUCAUGCCACCAUGCGACCGCUGCCGCCGUCUCCGGAUGGAUUGUGUCAAGAACUUGACGUCCUGCGCAGGCUGCACGCGCAAACAUGCUAGGUGCCACUGGCGCGAUGUCUCACGGGAGGAGCUGGGUGAGCUCGACCAUCUGAUGGAGUCGGCGUACACUGCCACUGCAUCAUCGCCCACGAAUGGUAUGGCGCUUGCACCAGCCAACGGUUACUCUCAUGCUGGCAGUGAGCUCGAUGACGCUCCUCACGAUGAGAGUGAUGACGACGACAGCAACCCGCUGGAAGACCUGGAAGCGCUUGAGGAGAAAGAGGAUCGUGAGAGCGAAGCUGCAGCUGAGAGGAUGAGAGAGGAUGAAGAGGAUCUGCGUCAGGCGAGGGAGAAGGAGGACGAGGAGGGCUUGCGCCAAGCUAGGGAGCUGGCUCGUCAGGGGUGGGAGGAGAGCCUGAGGUCUCACCAGGGCGGUCAGGAACCAGAGGGCAGUGACGCUGCUGCUCCAACUCAUUACCCUGAAGGCGUUGCGAUUGCGGCGUAUACUCAGCCUGCUAGCGACACUGCUACGACACACGGCGACGCAGCAACGUCUCCGCAGCUCCACGACAGCAUUGUUCCUGUGAAUGCUAAACCUACUCUUCCUGCGCAGAAUGGAGUCCCAGAAGCAACGCCUUUUGCGCCUCAGGAAGUGGCUCAGCUACCGACCGCAGCCAUGUUGCACGAUCAGCCUGACGCGAAGCCUCAUAUCCUCACUGCAGACGACCAACCAGGCGGACACGGACAAAUGGGUCUGAGUGGUCAUGUUGUCAGCGACCAACCGACACCUCCCUCUAAGAACACAGGCUUUCGCGCUGUCAACGACUCUACCUCAGCGAUGUCCUAA